This is a messenger RNA of Fusarium venenatum, 219 nucleotides long. RefSeq lists its product as uncharacterized. The record is from RefSeq and is a predicted model, not a curated record. NCBI's taxonomy places the organism in Eukaryota, Fungi, Ascomycota, Sordariomycetes, Hypocreales, Nectriaceae.
AUGCAGUUCAAGAGCACCAUCCUCGCCAUCGGCCUCCUCGUCAGUGCCUGUACAGCUACUGCCAUCCCCGAGGCUCAGCCCAAGGCCCCUGAACUUGAUCUGUCCAAGCGCGCUUGUAACGGGGAUGGAUACCGGAAGUGCACCCAGACGUGCCCCGGUGCUGGCGAUGCCGCCCUUGGAUGCUGGGUUGGGUGCUGCACUGCCUGGGACUGUUGCUAG